Molecule: messenger RNA, 853 nt
Organism: Oppia nitens
Lineage: Eukaryota; Metazoa; Arthropoda; Arachnida; Sarcoptiformes; Oppiidae
Product: RNA transcription, translation and transport factor protein-like
Exons: 4
Coding region: 97-843 (248 amino acids)
Biological process (GO): tRNA splicing, via endonucleolytic cleavage and ligation
Cellular component (GO): tRNA-splicing ligase complex
Molecular function (GO): RNA binding
Source: RefSeq, a predicted model, not a curated record
UUGUCAAUGAAUUUGUUUUUGUAUUGAAAAGUCAAAUGAAUUCAUAUUUACUUUAAAAUUGAUUGAAUUGAUUGAAUCAAACAAUUAUUGUCCGCAAUGUUUGACCGCAAACUACAAUCACUCGACUAUUACUCGACCAACGAGUUUGACAUCAAUGACACGAAACAGUUUCGCCAAUUGAUGACAUGGUUGGAGGAUCAGAAGAUCAGACAUUACAAGAUUGAGGAUAGAUAUCGUUUACGAGAUAUUGAUGGUAAAGAUUGGGACACAAUGUUUGAGAGGUACUUGUCGGACAUCUCGUGUCCCAAUGAUAUACUGAAGUCGAAACAUUUGAUCUUGGAUUGGAUUCUCACGUUAGCCAUUAGACUACAAUAUGAAGACAAUUUAGAAAAAUACCGCCAAUUGAGUGACAAUGAUAUGAAAAGAGAGCCACAACUGAUGCAAACCAAUCCACUCGAUAGACUUGACUUUGACAGUAAUGAGUUCAAGUUUGGGAUCAGUCAAUUGGCACAAUUACUUAAAGUACCGAUACAUCCAACCAAUCAUUUGCUCACUUUAACGGCUAUUAGUUUGGUUAUCAAAAAUAAGAUAUCGAUGGAGUUUAAAGAUAACAAUAAUAUUGGUAACACAAAUAAGUUGAAUAAAAUUGAAGACAACUCAAUGAAUCUGAAAGUCGGAUCAAAUGAUAAGUUACUGAAUAACUGUGCGAAGCUUUUAAGGCUUUUAUAUAUAAAUGAUUUGAAAGAAUUGCAGACAACUAUUAAUGAAAUUAUAGCAUCUGUUCAGUCAAUAACAGCCAAUCCUAAGACUGAUACCUCAUUAGGCAAAGUCGGUGUUAAAUAAUAAUAAAAAU